UCAGUCGCGUAUCUGAAGCCGGUUCGAUUGGGUUCGCGCGUUUGUCUGUGUUGUGUGAGUGAGGUGCGCGUGUUUUCUUCAUAGUCACCAAUGCACACAGCCUAAUACUCCUCAACACAACGACCCACAUUUUCGGUGCCUCUGUCGGAUGAUGUCAAGAUGUCGUCUACUACCUACUGAGCCUACCGUAUGACUUUGUGAACGUGCGGGAAAAGAGGACAUGAGGCUUCAAUCGGCUUGUCAUGCCUUGACAGUGACUUUGGUUUUAUUGACAGCCGUCAAGACUUGCUCAGCAGAUGAGGCUAGAGCUGUGGUUGUGGACAGCGCGUCGCGUGGACAUCAAGAGGCUGUGCCGCCGGAUCCGGAUGAUCACACGACGGACGAGGUGAUUGUGGAACCCGUGCAUACGCACGGGUCUGGCUCUCUUUCAAGACAAAGUCAUGGGGCCAUUCAGAGGUUCCAGGUGGCGAAAGUGGACUUCCAUCACGUCGCCACACCAUUUAUCAUCUCCGUGUGGAUCAUCAUCGCCGGCUUCGCAAAAAUAGGAUUCCACGUGACGCCCAAGCUCCACCUCAUCUGUCCCGAGAGCUGUAUCCUGGUCGUAAUUGGUGUCAUUAUCGGUCUCCUUCUCUUCUACACUGGACUGACAUCUGUGGGACCGCUUACCCCCGAUGUUUUUUUCCUGUUUAUGCUGCCUCCCAUCGUGUUGGAUGCGGGCUACUACAUGCCAAAUCGCUCCUUCUUCGACAACCUGGGCUCUAUCCUGACGUACGCUGUGCUGGGCACCGUCUGGAAUGCGCUUUCUAUUGGCCUGUGCCUGUGGGCCGUGGGGCUGACGGGGCUCUAUGGGACCCCGGUGCCCCUGCUGGAUUCAUUGCUCUUUAGCUCUAUCAUCUCUGCUGUAGACCCUGUAGCCGUACUGGCCGUCUUCGAAGAGAUUCAUGUCAACGACGUUCUCUACAUCCUCGUCUUCGGGGAGAGUUUGCUCAACGAUGCUGUGACUGUGGUGCUAUACCGCAUGUUCGAAGGCUACACGGACAUGGGCCAAGCGAACAUAAUCCCGUCAGACUACGUGACUGGCGUGGCGUCCUUCUUCGUUGUGGCCCUGGGAGGAACGGCCAUGGGUAUCCUCUGGGGUCUAGUCGCCGCCUUCGUCUCCCGCUUCACACACCACGUACGAGCCAUAGAACCCCUUUUCGUCUUCAUCCUAGGCUACCUCUCUUACCUUAGUGCCGAGCUCUUCCACCUCUCUGGUAUACUCGCCCUUACGUUCUGUGGGAUCACCAUGAAGAAUUACGUGGAAGAGAACAUAUCUCAGAAGUCGCACACCACCUUAAAAUAUGGCAUGAAGAUGUUAGCCAACUGCUCGGAGACCAUCAUAUUCAUGUUCCUCGGCGUGACCACUGUCAACGAUAUCCACGAGUGGAAUACUUGGUUUGUCAUCCUAACCAUCGUCUUCAUUACUGUCUUCAGGUCAAUGGGUGUGGUGAUAUUGACCUGGCCCAUAAACCACUUCAGAGUCCAUACUUUGAACAAGGUUGAUCAGUUUAUCAUGGCAUACGGAGGACUGCGUGGAGCGGUGGCCUUUGCUUUGGUGCUUGUUGUUAACGAGGACGUCAUUCCGACUAAGAAGAUGUUGGUCACAACCACGAUCGCUGUCAUUUACUUUACUGUCUUCGUUCAGGGCAUGACGAUAGGCCCCCUGGUUCGACUUCUGAAUGUUCCAAGAAGUGUGAAAACCCAGAUGUCCAUGAAUGAGAGGCUGCAUACGCGGCUCAUGGACCACCUGAUGGCAGGUUUAGAAGAUAUCACUGGUCAGUUCAUGGGGAACUACAAGAUCAGGGAUAAGUUUAAAUAUUACAACAAUCGCUUUCUUCGGCCGAUGUUGUUGAAAGACCACAGCAUAAGGGAACCCAAGAUCAUCGAGACUUACUCCAAGCUCAACUUGGCUGACGUCAUGAACUUUAUGAAGACCAACAAUAGCUUGGUACCCGCCAUGACAAGCGAGCACGGAGUCUCCCUAGCAUCUCUCUUCAGAACUUACACCCAGACAAACCUGAACAAGUCAGAAAGUACAACAGAAGAUUCGCCCAUCUUCAAAGGCGGAGGCCUUGGAGCCGACCUUGAAAUUCCGCUAGAUCGUUCAAGCACUGUGCUAAACUUCGAUAUGAACGAGCUCCACUACUCGCCCAGCAGUAAGGACCAUGCGGAUGCCCAGCUCCACCACAUUCUUGCCGAUUCCAUGUUCAAGCCGACACGCAGGACGAGGCGACUCGACAAGGACCAAGUGGAUAUUACAGGUAGCCAUCCUCCGUUCCACCACCAUAUGCGCUUGCAAAUUCGCAAGUUCCUUAGUGAAGAACGCAGGUGCCAGAAGCGGCCUCGACCUAGUAGUCGCAUGACUGCCAUGGAUCAGGUCGCUCUCAAUGGAGGGCUUAUAGUGCCAUCUCACACUUGCCAACAAAUGGGCAACGGGAGGAAGAUCUCUAGUGGAGAAAAACCUCAGUUGCGAUUUGAUGUGCCAAUGGGUGGAUCGCUGAACAUUGAUAGCCAUGAGGCUGUAUCAUCGUAUGGGCAGCAGAUCGACGUCAACUGCAAUCUCAGCCAGGACAACGACGAGGGCAUCGUGUUUGUGGCACGCUCUGACAGGACGCCUUCGCCAGGAUCCCGCUCGGAUUCCCCUGCGCCGAUUGACGAAUUGACCGAGACGGAAACUACGCUACCAUGGAAGCGCGACGAUACAUCUGCCGGAGUGCACGCUAGCGUCGACGUCGAGAAUGGUGCCGUGAGGCAGCGAGAGUUUCCUUCUUGGAUUGACAACAGGGAGUACCUUUCGUACCAGUCCCCAACUUCGACCAUCAUUGGUCGUCUGGAUCGCAGUCGAAUGACUCCCAAUGUGUUUGAAAUCUUUGAGCUCAAGAAGCACAUGGAAGGUUUAGAGGAAGAGAGAGAGACUCCGAGUCCAGGGCACGUGAACAGUGUGACCCGAAAGACUACGGAACAGGAGUCUCCAGGACCUCACGACAGGCCCCCGUCGAGAGCAUCAACAGAGCCUGCCACUCAUUCACAGUUUGGAGAGACUGUCAUCGACUUGGAGUGUGACUCCGACGAAAGUAGUUUGCAUGUUAGGCUGUGAUAUCCGGCCUGUGCUGUCAGAGGUGGCCUACGUAUCACCGAAGGCUUGUGAGAAGCAAUUUGAGUGCUGUGGUAGUCGAUUCCUUUUCUGUACAUGAGCCUGUUUGCACAAAUGCUCAACGAGUUUAUCACUCAAUGCACACCGGGUGCACAAUUGCUCGAGUGAAAAACUCGUUGAGUAUUUCCCUCAAACGGUUUCGUGCAAGCGGGCCAUGAUGUCCCUUGUCUGGCAGGGGUAUAGCUGGAAAAACUAUGCAGCUUUUGAUGGUGACGCUGGUGUUCCUCGAUAUUUCAACAGAGGGAGGAAGGCGUUACGGAGUCCGAGCAUUUUUAAUUUUCUCUUUUUAUCGGAAUGUGCACGAGUAGUUCUGUAAGAAAGUGCUGCUUUCGAUUUGCCAUUUCUUUCUUGCUUCUUAUUUUAUUUUAAUUUUGAUUAUUUUUACAUCGUGACAAAUCGUAGUGUAUACGCUUUUAAAUUUGCCGUCCGUUUAUCUCUUUAAUGGGCCUUUUCGUGAUGAAAACAACUUACCCAGACCAGUCUUUGCAGCCAAUGUUUUAGAUUUUAAAAUGUCAUCGAUUCUAGUGUUUACUAGUGUUUACUUCUUUCUGUUUAUUUGGUCCGUCUAAUUUGCUACACCUCUUUGCAAACUGAAAAACAAAUUGGACAUCUCUUGAUUGAGAAAUUGAUGAUUAUGAGGUUUCUGCCCGUAUGAAAAUGUUUGUAUAUAUUUGUAAAAUUUCGAGCUGUAUAAACAUUGUUGCGUAAUGAAUGAAAAGUGCAGUGAGUGUUCCCCUGCUGCACUUGCGUCUUGUUGCAAGCUGAAUCGCUGCACGAGUAAUUGCGAGUGACACCCCGCGUGUCGCGAUUAUAUAUGAAGCUCAAAACCAACAUGCAGACAGUUAGCGUGCUUCACUUGCGCAACAUUUUCCUGAACAAACUGUAUGACAAAAAAUAAGAGGCACCAAGGCGGACCUCAGUUUCACCAUGCCUGAGACGCCAAUAAUGUAGACUCUGGAAUCCAAACUUACCCAAGACUUAUCGGGACCAAGUGCUUAAUGGAAUUUUUACUAUUCAUCUGUAUAUAAGAACUGUACAAAGGAUUUUAGCUACGUGUAGAAAGUAGAAAGCUAGCUAGUACAUACCCGUUAAGGUGCCGUGUAGUUUUGUCAUUACAUAUGAAUAGAGCAGUAAUUAUGGCAUGUACAGAAAUAUUUUGGUGCCACUGGAUUGUAAAGAAAGCAUUCUAUUUUUAUGUUUGUCUCCCGGUGUCACACAUACAUGAAGCUCUGUCAGUGGUACUUGGGCUACCUACGUUCAGCGUAAGACUGAACAUGGGAGAACGUCGCAGCUCAAGAGCAGGCCGUCCUGGAAAUGUAGCGGUUUUGUCAGCUGUUCGAGAAUUAUAGCGCAUUUAUAUCCUUGAUAUUCAAAAAAAAUUCAAAUUGCGUUCCAGCCCUAUCAUGUUAUCAACAAUACAUGCUAUGACAUAAUUUAAAUAUCACCAUAUGUAUAUGGAUGUCUCAGUAUGUUGCAUGAUCACGGAAUAUGUUCCAACACAACAGUAGUUGAAGCCUUGAAUCAAAAGAAGUUUUCUGAGAAUAUUUGAGUAACAUGGCUGGGUGAUGAGAUCAGCGAAUAACUGCAAGAAGUUCUAGUAGUGUCAUUUUAUGUUAUCAAAGCUAUGUGUGCAUACUGACAAAUCAGCCCACCUUUCGGCCAUUGAAACCGCUUCUAUUGUGAUCUGAUAAAAACCAGUAUUGAGUAUUGUCAUAGUCAUGAAAGGGCCAGGCAGGCCUGUAAUAAGUCCUGAUUGCGAGUAUCACAGAUGCCCAUAUUUCCAUCCAUGGCGAUUCGAAGAUUCGGUAGUGACUUUUUCUCUCUCUCUCUCUCUCGUAAAAUGAUGCAAACCGCUUAUGUCAUGAUUAUUUUUGCAACCCACUUUUCAUUGAGGAGUGUUUUCGGGCGUUCAUAUACUGCAAUUGUGAGCAGCAGUGCUGAUACUGUGAUUUCCGAUCUGGUGUGCCUUGCAUAUUAUUUGGAUGGUGCUCGCAUUUAGAACGCAACUGUACUUUCGUUGUGGUGUGCAAAGCUGCUGGCACGCUUUCGGCACUUCGAACGAUUUCUUGCGUGAUAUCUUUGAACAGUUUCAAAGUGACAUGUUUGCAGUGAACGGGAAAAAGGUGAGGUGUACCUUGUGUAUUUACAAUGCAAUGGAAUGCUCGCAUUAUAAUUUGGACCAAAAGAACGAGAAUGCUUUGCGAAAAAUCGUCCUGGCAACUAAAAUUUAAGGGUAUAGAUUUUUUAUGUCUGGAAGAUUAGACAAUGUUAGUGCUCCAGUACAAACUAUUUUACUACACCAAUUGGUGCAUAGCAUAUUAGGUACUCCCUACUCUCCAGCAUGGAAACAGGAAUCCUGGGGAAGUUGAGCCAUGUGCCUCCAUCAAAUUUUGCCUUUUUGCACUAGUAUUCUUGUCCUUUUGGAACACGCUGCAUGUCCUUGUACGAAGUGAGCGAGAAAAAAUUUGCUCGUACGUAAUCCUUCCGUCAAACAGUUACUAUUGUUAUUAUGAAUACUAGCCAUUAUCAGGUUUUAAGCAUUAGAAAGUGUUUAGUCUCCAAAUAGCCACAUGCUACGCCUCGACUUGGAAUGAGGUCGGUAUGCGAAGAGAUGUUCUGCCGCAAUCGAUAUCUUAAAAUAUGAACAUUUUAAAGUGUACUUUGCACUAGGGCUUCUUCGGAAAUUCACCAAAAACAGAAGAUGUAUCUAGUUAGUGUGGCACUGUAGUGUAGGUACUAGUGUAGGUAUAUGACUAGGUAGAAAGUGGUCAUGCCAACUUCAUGGUCAUGGCUCGUGUAGUCUGUCCUUUUUUAUAUCCAUAUUUUUUGUGAGUCCCAAGGCUCUGCGACACAGUGAUAAUUAAUAUAUAUAGCAUUCUUUUUUACCACGCGGUUGUGCUGAAUGGCUACAUCACCUGUUAUGCUGGUGGGAUGCCUUUUGAAGCUACGCUUCCCGAUUUUGUCGUGCACAGGAGUACCAUCGGUAUCUGUUCUUCCUUUUUUUUACCUGUCACAAAGAAACAGUGGUCAAUUUGUAGUAAUGUUGUGUUAUUGUACAGAAUGAAACCUAAACAUGUAUAUAGGUUUCUCCCCUCCUGCAUACCACCGCUACAGCCCAGCUAGUCAUGGCCUUUUGAGUAUCCCUUGGCAAGGUUUCAGGCGUUUGCAAUUUCCAAGUUUUACGUGCCAGACAUCAUGCGUCCUAUUUGUUUUGUUGUAAUUCCGCGUCUAUUAUUUAGUGCGUUGCCUCAUCUCGGUUGUGCAAGUUGCGGGAAGAGUGACCUAUGUGAACCAAGUUAUUGGAGUAGUAUUUAUAUGACGUUAUUCAGUUCUUAUUUGGACGUGCUUCGUUGUAUGAUGAAUAUGUCAUCUUUGAACCACUAUUAGGUGUUCAAGUGUAUGAUGAAGCCAUAGCAUCUGGGAUGCUAGUUUUUAUCUUUCAGUGUGUGUUCUGGACCACCUGGGUCUAGAAUUUCGAGUGACUUUUACUUUUUUAAUUUUAUUUAAACAACUCAUUUCUUCGCACAUCACAAGAAGAGUUCCUAGUACUUUCGUCUGAGAGACACCUUGUGUUGAAUGGAAGGACUGUUUCUCCUGGACGGAAAAUAAUUGGGUCCAUAUACUCUGUAGUUUUCUGCCCAAGUUUCAAGUCGUCAUGUGGUGCAUGAAGCUCUUGGAUACUGCCUCCAGAAUUUCUUUGAAUGCGUCAACUACCCAUAAGCUACCAACCAAUACAUGCUCAUGUUUUCCCCUCUCUCAGUACCACCAGGGCUUCUUCGUAAGAAAUUGAAUGUGGGCCUGCAAUGCUCUAAGUGCUCAGCAUUGGAAUUGCUUAAUUGUUCACUAGAGUUACUCUCUAUGGAUUACGUGAAGUUGACAUACUGCUUCCCACCUUGCGUUGACAGGACAGCCGCAAGUGGGGCACGUGACCACCUUAAAUGUUCACGCUUCUACAGAGGCUCAAUGCUUAAAAAUGAGCCACUGACAAACAUCCAGGAUGUCACAAUAAUCGGAAACGUAUCCGCUGCACAUAGAGGGAUGCAACAUUUCUAUAAGGCUACACAAAGAAUUUCAUGCAUACUAUCCUGUGAAACUACUAAAUUUUUUAAAUUCCACUUCACAAAUACUAACAAAUGCGUAGUGUGUUGUGCCAAAAUUCUACAAAAUAAAUUUAUUUCAAAAUGCUGUUGAAUACACGUAUGUUGUUUGUUGCCCAAGUCCCUCUGUCGUAGGCUCCAUCAGUUGUGUUAGAAUUUAAGAUGGUGUGCAGCGUGGUAAGGUGACUUAAUCAAUGGAAUGAAGCCUUGGAUAAUUAAUACAAUCCAUACUGAAGGAAACUCUCAAGCGUUCUUGAGGCUGUUACCAUUCCACCGUCGCUCACUUAACCGUAACGAGCUCAUGGCUAUUGUGACGUAUUCAACUGACAUUCAGUGAACUGAACUUGAGUGGGAAAAAAAAAACAGAAAAAAAACUCUUCUUUCUCUUGCUCUUCUUCGCACUAUUUUGAUGGUUUAGAUUGUGUCUUUAAUGAGCCAUUUGGAAUCGUUCUGAAAAAGAAAUAAAAGUAUAAGAUGCCCA
Ornithodoros turicata is the source of this 7771-nucleotide messenger RNA. Its product is annotated as sodium/hydrogen exchanger 3-like. The record is from RefSeq and is a predicted model, not a curated record. Gene Ontology annotation, molecular function: sodium:proton antiporter activity; potassium:proton antiporter activity. Gene Ontology annotation, biological process: proton transmembrane transport; regulation of intracellular pH; sodium ion import across plasma membrane. The transcript has 11 exons. Bases 221 to 3136 code for a protein of 971 amino acids. Lineage: Eukaryota; Metazoa; Arthropoda; Arachnida; Ixodida; Argasidae. Gene Ontology annotation, cellular component: plasma membrane.